CAUAAGUUCUCAUUUAUAACGGUUAGUACGAGGAUUCGAUUAGCCGUACUGACACGUUUCUCGACAUCGGCAAUCAUGUCGUGCGAUCUGGACAUCGCGAAGUGUUUUGAUUUCGUGAAAGAACUCACAUUGCAAGCUGGCAAGAUACUUAAAUGUGGCAAGGACGAAAAAAUUAUAUAUAACAAAAAUAAAGGGGAUUUUGUAACCAAUUAUGAUCAGCAAAUUGAAAAAAUAUUUAUUGAUGGCUUAUCCAAAGAAUUUCCUGAUCACAAGAUUAUCGCGGAAGAAACGGUAGCCGCAAUGCAAAAAAUGCCAGAAUUGACAGACGCACCAACAUGGUUCCUCGAUCCACUUGAUGGAACCAUCAAUUUUAUGCAUUCGUUUCCUUAUUUCAGCAUAAGCAUAGCUUUGAUGGUUUCCAAAGUGCUUGUUUUAGGCAUUAUCUACAAUCCAUCGAACUCAGAGUUCUACAGUGCGAUAAAAGGCAAAGGCGUUUUUCUUAAUGGAAAGCCGAUUCACGUCUCUAACAUCACUGAUCUAAAACAAGCAAUGAUAGCGAUCAAUGUGCCAGUUAUAAAACAAGUGAAAACGGACAAAGAUGUAACCAGGGCAAUCGCUUUAAUCGAGGCGACGCAGACAAAUAGAAAUAUUGGAUCAGCUGCACUGGGCCUGGCGUACAUAGCACUCUGGAUAUCUUCGCCAUUGAUAAGCUUCUUAAACCUUGGGAUGUAGCAUCAGGAAUGCUGCUUAUACUCGAAGCGGGUGGAACUGUUAUUGACUCAAAUGGUGGUGCUUAUGAUAUUAUGAAGGCAAAUACUAUUGCAGCGGCAAAUGAAACUUUAGCACGAGAAGUAUCUAAAAUA
Molecule: messenger RNA, 863 nt
Organism: Mycetomoellerius zeteki
Lineage: Eukaryota; Metazoa; Arthropoda; Insecta; Hymenoptera; Formicidae
Product: inositol-phosphate phosphatase
Exons: 6
Coding region: 76-732 (218 amino acids)
Biological process (GO): signal transduction; inositol metabolic process
Molecular function (GO): inositol monophosphate 1-phosphatase activity
Source: RefSeq, a predicted model, not a curated record